Chrysochloris asiatica (Cape golden mole) is the source of this 357-nucleotide messenger RNA. It is a transcript of the gene PIGP, whose product is annotated as phosphatidylinositol glycan anchor biosynthesis, class P. The record is from RefSeq and is a predicted model, not a curated record. The transcript has 4 exons. The coding region runs from base 28 to 357 and encodes 109 amino acids. Lineage: Eukaryota; Metazoa; Chordata; Mammalia; Afrosoricida; Chrysochloridae.
CACAGAUUGUCUAAAGCCACAGAGAAAAUGGUGGAAAAUUCACCGGCGCCAUUGCCAGAAAGAGCGAUUUAUGGCUUUGUUCUUUUCUUAAGCUCCCAAUUUGGCUUCAUACUGUAUCUUGUAUGGGCUUUUAUUCCUGAGUCUUGGCUACACUCCUUAGGCUUAACCUACUGGCCACAAAAGACUUUGCUCAUGAGCUUUAAGACACUGCUCAGUACUCACCAAAAUAACUAUGCGAAAAAUCAGCAGCAGAAGAAAUACCAAGAAGCAGCGAUUCCAGCAUUAAGAGAUAUUCCUAUUAGUGAAGUCAAUCAAAUGUUCUUUCUCGCAGCCAAAAACCUUUACACCAAAAGCUGA